Messenger RNA from Fomitiporia mediterranea MF3/22, 177 nucleotides. RefSeq lists its product as uncharacterized. The coding region runs from base 1 to 177 and encodes 58 amino acids. The record is from RefSeq and is a predicted model, not a curated record. The transcript is spliced from 2 exons. Lineage: Eukaryota; Fungi; Basidiomycota; Agaricomycetes; Hymenochaetales; Hymenochaetaceae.
AUGGGCAUCAAUUUCCUACCUCCGGAGACACUUCACGACAUUUUUGCCUUUUCAGUCGUUUGUCAGCAAUUGUGCGAAUAUUUCUCAUGCCAUGCACUUAGCAUAACCCUGAACCACUACAUUCGCCGACCGCCUCAGAAACGGCUCGUCGAGGUUUUCGAUGUAUGGUUUGACUGA